Messenger RNA from Durio zibethinus, 942 nucleotides. NCBI's taxonomy places the organism in Eukaryota, Viridiplantae, Streptophyta, Magnoliopsida, Malvales, Malvaceae. The record is from RefSeq and is a predicted model, not a curated record.
AUGCAUUAUGCCAGUAAGGUGCACUUUCAAGCUUCUAAAAAGAUUGUCAGAUAUAUUAAGGGCACAGUAAAUUAUGGUAUCAAAUAUUUCUACUAUCAGGAUUUUAAGCUCUAUGGUUAUUUUAAUAGUGAUUGGGCAAGUUCAGUUGAUGACAUGAAAAACACAACAGCUAUUGAGGCAAGAAGGAGUGUUGCAAGAAUGUUUUAUCAGUUGCAUUAUUCAUUAGCAACUGAUACGAUAACUCCAGUGCAAUCCAAUAGUGAUGGUGAGACAUUGAAAAUUCCUAGGGCAGUUGUGUGGGUUGCAAAUAGAAACAGCCCAAUUGCUGAUGCAGGAGGAGUUUUAACCAACAACAGUGAUGGAAAAUUGAUACUCUUUGAUGGAACAAACAACACUGUUUGGUCUUCAAAUGUCUCUAGAAAAGCAGAAGGUCCAGUGGCACUACUCUUAGAUUCUGGAAACUUUGUUGUUAAAGACAACAAAACAAUGAAACCUGCGGUUGAGAUCUAUCUGUGGCAGAGCUUUGAUUACCUGUCAGAAAUACUGUUGCCGGGCAUUAAGCUUGGAAGGAACUUAAAAACUGGAUCAGAAUGGUUUUUAACAGCUUGGAAAAGUGCUGACGAUCUGUCUCCAGGAAACUUUUCUUGCAGACUCAGUAUUCAAGGUUUGGCUUCUUUAGUUACUUACAGAGAUUUAAAUAGCGGUCGCAGUCACGUUUUCAAUCGCGUAACGUUUGUCGCGUUUUCAGAUAUAACAGAGAUAAUUGCGAUCACUGUGAUCAUCACGGAUCAGAUUCUCUAUCUUCAUUUUGAGAGCCAAGUUGACUCCAUCUUUAUUCCUGAGGCCUUUGUUCUUAAUAUAUUUGAGGUUGAGAAUAUAUUUGAGGAUGAUACAUUUGUGGUGAAGGGUAUAUUAUCUAUGUAUAUCAUAUUAAAUUAUUAA